Messenger RNA from Penicillium canescens, 951 nucleotides. RefSeq lists its product as uncharacterized. Bases 1 to 951 code for a protein of 316 amino acids. The record is from RefSeq and is a predicted model, not a curated record. Gene Ontology annotation, molecular function: arylformamidase activity. NCBI's taxonomy places the organism in Eukaryota, Fungi, Ascomycota, Eurotiomycetes, Eurotiales, Aspergillaceae. The transcript has 3 exons.
AUGUCAGUCCAAAGACCCGAAUUUGAUUCCUUACCCUUGCGCAAAGAUGGACCGGUCGGUAACGCUUGGGGUAUGUUUGGGGAUCAUGAUCAGCUGGGCAUGCUCAAUCUUCUGACACCUGAGAAUACUGCUGCGGCUGCCCGUGAGAUUGUCGAAGGUGUGCGUGUCUCAACCGACUGGGCUCUCAAUAGCAUGACCACCCCUUGCUUUGGCCGAUCUGCCUUUGAACACGUUCUGAAGAAUAAGGCUCCCCGGGCCGUCAACGAUGAUAUAUUAGUCUUCAACACACAGAGUAGCUCUCAAUGGGAUGGCUUUCGACACUAUGGAUCGAAACAAGGAACUUACUACAAUGGGUGCACACAGGAGGAUAUCCGGAACUCAACCCGGAAUGGCAUUCAUGUAUGGGCUGAGAAUGGGGGUAUUGUUGGACGGGGGGUUCUUUUGGACUAUGCCGGCUGGGCAGAAGCCAAGGGACACGAUGUAAACUGCUUUGAAACCCAGUCGAUCCCCGUUUCAGUUCUUCAAGAUGUGGCUACUAGCCAGAAGACCACAUUCCGACCUGGGGAUAUUUUGUUCAUCCGCACUGGCUGGACUCGAGCGUACGAGAGGCUGUCCCCUGCCGAAUGCCAGCAACUGGCUGAUUAUACCGCGCCUCCAGUCAUUGGUGUAGAGUCAUCCGAAUCCAUGCUGCGCUGGAUCUGGGAUCAAAGCUUCGCUGCUGUCGUGGGAGAUAUGCCGAGCUUUGAAGCAUAUCCAUGCCAAAACUCAGACUUUUUCCUUCACGAGUGGUUGCUGGCUGGCUGGGGUGUUCCGAUCGGAGAGCUUUUCGACCUGGAGCGACUGAGCCAGGAGUGUCGCAAGAGAGAUCGCUGGACAUUUUUCUUUAGUAGUGUGCCAUUAAAGGUUCCUGGUGGAGUUGCCAGUCCACCAAAUGGCGUGGCUAUAUUUUGA